AUGUCUCACGUGUUAAUCCCAUAUCACCAUCUACACUGUGCACGCCAUGUCAACGUGAACUUGAGACUGGAAUUCGACCGACUGGAGAAAUUUUCAAGAAAUUUAUUUCUUACUUCCUUAUUACUUACUGGUAGAAAUGCUUAUGCUCCGAGCUUAAAUUACAUUUCAAGUGAUGACGAAGCGCAUUUUGUUAAAGAUUUUUAUUUCAUGAGUUAUCACACGACAGUCAUAACUUCAAAAUAA
Molecule: messenger RNA, 243 nt
Organism: Clunio marinus
Lineage: Eukaryota; Metazoa; Arthropoda; Insecta; Diptera; Chironomidae
Source: the annotation of a GenBank genome assembly